Molecule: messenger RNA, 1320 nt
Organism: Trematomus bernacchii (emerald rockcod)
Lineage: Eukaryota; Metazoa; Chordata; Actinopteri; Perciformes; Nototheniidae
Product: cathepsin L1-like
Exons: 9
Coding region: 138-1139 (333 amino acids)
Biological process (GO): immune response
Cellular component (GO): lysosome
Molecular function (GO): cysteine-type endopeptidase activity
Source: RefSeq, a predicted model, not a curated record
UUAUGAGCAGCUGACAGUCGCCUGACUGGACAAACGGCAAGUCAUAACUUCAGUCAGCUAUAUAAGAAUGUCUCUCUAACACAGCCCUGCAUCACCUACAGGUGGAAAUACCUUACACUUCACAUCAACAAGUCAGGAUGAAGCUGUUUCUGAUUGCUGCUGCUCUGGCCGUGGCCAGCUGUGCCUCCAUCUCUCUGGAAGACCUGGAAUUCCAUGCCUGGAAACUCAAGUUUGGAAGGUCCUACAACUCCCCGGUAGAGGAGGCUCAGCGCAGGGAAAUCUGGGUCACCAACCGCAGACUGGUAGUGGUGCACAACAUCAUGGCUGAUCAGGGCAUCAAGUCCUACCGCCUUGGCAUGACCUACUUUGCUGACUUGGAAAAUGUAGAGUACAGACACCUGAUUUCCAAGGGUUGCCUCGGCUCCUUCAACACUUCUCUGCCUCGCACUGGCUCUGCUUUCCUCCGACUGCUUGGAGUAACCGAUCUGCCCAAAAGUGUUGACUGGAGGGAUAAGGGAUAUGUCACUGAUGUCAAGGAUCAGAAGCAGUGUGGUUCCUGCUGGGCCUUCAGCACAACUGGCUCAAUGGAGGGUCAGACCUUCAGGAAGACAGGGAAGCUGGUGUCUCUGAGCGAGCAGCAGCUGGUGGACUGCUCCAGUGACUAUGGAAAUUAUGGUUGUAAUGGAGGACUGAUGGACAACGCUUUUAAGUACAUUAAAGCCAACGGAGGGAUAGACACAGAGGAUUCCUACCCUUAUGAGGCUGAGGAUGGACAGUGCCGUUACAACCCUAACAUGGUUGGUGCCAGUUGCACAGGCUACGUUGAUGUGAACCAAGGAGACGAAGAUGCUUUGAAGGAAGCUGUGGCCACCAUCGGACCUGUGUCUGUGGCCAUUGACGCUUCUCAGCCAUCCUUCCAGCUGUAUCACUCAGGAGUGUAUGAUGAGCCAGAUUGUAGCAGCUCAGAGUUGGACCACGGUGUUCUGGCUGUUGGUUACGGCAGUGACAAUGGACAGGACUACUGGCUGGUCAAAAACAGCUGGGGCCUAGAAUGGGGAGACAAGGGAUACAUCAUGAUGAGCAGGAACAAACACAACCAGUGUGGCAUCGCUGCUGCGUCCAGCUACCCCCUGGUCUGAGCAGGUCCAGAAAAGUCCUAAAUGAGGUGGAAGAAAAUGAUGCAGAUUUUGCUUACAUUUAAUAAAGAAACUGAGUUAUGGAAAAAUAUGUCAUAUUGUUGUUUCAAUGUCUUUCUGCACUUUAAAUGCAAUAAAUGUAGCGUAAAAUAAACUGAUUUAAAAAUAAACAAUUAUACUUCAA